Molecule: messenger RNA, 1067 nt
Organism: Papilio polytes (common Mormon)
Lineage: Eukaryota; Metazoa; Arthropoda; Insecta; Lepidoptera; Papilionidae
Product: aldo-keto reductase AKR2E4-like
Exons: 7
Coding region: 57-1031 (324 amino acids)
Cellular component (GO): cytosol
Molecular function (GO): aldose reductase (NADPH) activity
Source: RefSeq, a predicted model, not a curated record
UCUCACAUAUAUGUAAGCUUGUUUAAGUCUGCGAUCAGUAGUGUUGUAACAUUUAGAUGGACAACAUGUAUCUCGUGUUCGCGCUAUCGUCUUUGAUUUAUAUGGCGGGAGCGUCUCGGGCGCCGUGCGUGGAAUUAAACGAUGGAAAUCUGAUGCCGAUCGUUGCCCUGGGAACUGGUAGGGGCACCGCUAAGGAGAAUGAAUCAGUAGACGAGGUGCGUAAGGCCGUGUUCUGGGCGCUAGAAGCUGGCUAUCGGCAUAUCGACACAGCCGCUGUGUAUGAUGACGAGGAACAAGUCGGCCAGGGGAUAGCUGAGGCGAUACAGAAGAACAUCGUCACUAGAGAAGAUAUAUUCGUUACGACAAAGUUGUGGAACGACAAGCAUCGUCGUGAGCAAGUGGUGCCGGCGCUGCAGGAAUCAUUGAGACGUCUCGGCCUCGCCUACGUCGAUCUCUUCCUCAUACACUUCCCAGUCGCUACUAAAGAAGACGGUUCUGCUGACUACGUGGAUUAUCUGGAAACGUGGCAGGGAAUGGAGGACGCUAAAGCACAGGGUCUGGUGAAGUCCAUCGGCGUCUCCAACUUCAACAUCGACCAGCUGCAGAGACUGAUUGCCGACAGCCGCACCAGACCUGUUGUUAAUGAAGUCGAGACCAGUCCGACUUUCACGCAAGAAUCGAUGGUGGCAUUCUGCAGACAGAAUGGUAUAGUCGUCAUGGGAUACAGCCCCUUCGGUUUCUUCGUGGGCAGGGACAGUAGUAUGAAUAUUGAUAAAUCAGCACUUCUACAAAUUGCCGAGAAAUACGGAAAAUCAUUCGGUCAAGUCAUCCUGAGAUAUUUGAUCGAACGCGGCGUAGUUCCGAUACCAAAGUCAACGAACCCAAAGAGAAUAGCACAGAACAUUGAUUUGUUCGAUUUCAGUUUAACAGAAGAAGAGGUGGCUGUAAUCAGCGGAUACAACACCAACAAGAGGGUCAUUCACCCAGUUGACUGGAAAGACUAUCCUUUCUAUCCUUUUGGACAGGAAUAAUCUAGAAAUUUAAGUUUAAUAAAGUAUAGUUAUUUA